AAUCUGAAAGAAGCAACAGAUGUAAAUCCUUUGUGUAUAUAUAUACACAGUCUAAGCUUAGAAAUUGUGAGCUAAAUACUCAGAAACAUAACUUACUAGCCUUUUAAUUCUUGGGUGUUCAGAAGCUAAUCUAACUUCUAUUCCACGAGGACAGACAGGUUGGAAUAACUACCAGUACUCCAACCAAAUAGUCAACCCAACAACUUCCAACAUACCUGAGUAGUGCUCCAAGUUUCAGAUCACGAAUUCCUGCACUGCUUCAUGUCCAUGGACAAGCUUUUGUCAACCAAGACACCGGAAUCCAUACAGAAUUGCUCUCAUGAGCUCUCAGAUCAUCGCAACAGCAACUCAUCUCAUCGCUUCAGCUAUCUCACCAGUUUUCCAUGCUGCAGAACCAUACCCACUCUUGCUGCUCCACUCCUUGACACACCAGUGAUCAAGGAGCCCAAUGAGCAUUCCACUAAAGCCUCUCGCCGGUCCUACUCUGCCCCAUCCAUAUUCACCUGCAUCAAGGAAAGUCAAGCCCUGGCACUCAAUACCGAACCUGCAGAUUCUCCGAACACGCAUUCACCAUGGAUUGUGCGGCAAGCCAUAGUUGGAGCAAUCCUGUACAUCUCGGUAGGGAUCAUCGUCUUCAUGUUGAGGCAAGGGAGCUUCAAGGGGCACAGAACGUUUCCACUGGUCGACGGGCUAUACUUCACCAUCGUGAGCAUGUGCACAAUCGGGUAUGGCGACAUAGUGCCUCACACCAGCUUCACCAAGCUCUUUACCUGUGCGUUCAUUCUGGUGGGCUUCGGCUUCGUGGAUGUCCUCCUCAAUGGGUUGCUGACCUACGUGCUCGACAAGCAGGAGGCAGUGCUGCUCAGCGCCGUAGACGAGAGCCGUCGCAACGUGAUCUUCAGGACGUAUGUGAUGGACAUGAGGAAGGGGCGGAUGAGGGUGCGGAUGAAGGUGGGGUUGGCACUGUGUGUCGUUAUCUGCUGUGUUGCGGUGGGGACUGUGAUGGUGCACGUCCUGGAGGGGCUGGCUUGGCUCGACAGCUUCUAUCUCUCGGUGACCUCCGUGACGACAGUGGGGUACGGGGACUACACCUUCUUGACGAUGAAGGGGAGGCUGUUUGCAUCAGUGUGGCUGCUGGUGAGCACUCUCGCUGUCGCCAAGGCCUUCUUGUAUCUGACCGAGCUCAGGAUCGAGAAAAGGAAUCGAAGGACUGCAGAGUGGGUGCUCAAGAGGAAGAUGACCGCGGGAGAUCUGAUGGCAGCAGACCUGGACAAUAAUGGAUCCAUAAGCAAAUCAGAGUUUGUGAUCUACAAGCUCAAGGAGAUGGGGAAGAUCUCAGAGAAGGACAUCAUGUUAAUCUGCAACCAGUUUGAUGAACUCAACGCUGGGAAGUGUGGAAAGAUCACGCUGUCAGAUCUCGUCCAAGAGUCACCACUGACAAAUCCAUGGAAGAACAGCUGAGCAUAUGGCCUGCAAAACCAAAACGUACUCCAUACAUACUUGUAUACACAAUUAACGUAUUGUUCAUCCAUAAACUAUGGAACUCAGAAAUAGUUGACACAAGUAAUGUUAAGAUGAA
This is a messenger RNA of Musa acuminata AAA Group (dessert banana), 1579 nucleotides long. Its product is annotated as two pore potassium channel c-like. The record is from RefSeq and is a predicted model, not a curated record. Lineage: Eukaryota; Viridiplantae; Streptophyta; Magnoliopsida; Zingiberales; Musaceae. Gene Ontology annotation, cellular component: plasma membrane; plant-type vacuole membrane. Gene Ontology annotation, molecular function: potassium ion leak channel activity; outward rectifier potassium channel activity. The transcript is spliced from 2 exons. Gene Ontology annotation, biological process: potassium ion transmembrane transport; stabilization of membrane potential. Bases 262 to 1461 code for a protein of 399 amino acids.